AUGGCCGACAUUGGACCCUUCCUAUCUGGCAUUAAGCCUGAAGACAUCCCUAUUCCGAGUCGAGAACUCAGUCUUAAGAAGUAUCUGAAGUUUCCGGGGCUCGACAUGCCGGAAGUCGUCAUCACCGAGCAGAACCGAGGUUUCGUCACUGUCCUCGGCCUCGAUCAAGACCUCCUCGUCCCCGGCUUCUCAGACCUGCCUGUUGAGCCUACCAGUAUGCAGUCCUUUGUCUCUUACAAAGUUGAGCAUCCGUUCACCACCGUCUUUGGGGUUCUCUAUACAAACAAAGACAUAAUCAUGGACUGGCACCGAUAUAUCGAGUUCAAGGUGGAUAAGUCAUCUAUCUCAGACCCACUUCAGUUUCCGGCAAAGCAUCAAUGGAUGAAUCGCCAUCGACUGAGAAGAUACCAUAGUCACCAAGAUGCCGGCCCUGCACACCCAGCACCUGCUCCGCCAGCCUUAAAGGCUCCUAUGGCUCAUAUGGCUCCUAUGGCUCCUAUGCUAUCCCCGGAAGCUAUCAUUGCUUUGAUUGCUACAUCUCCAUCAUUCUGUCGAGUUCGGCGUUAG
Molecule: messenger RNA, 567 nt
Organism: Colletotrichum godetiae
Lineage: Eukaryota; Fungi; Ascomycota; Sordariomycetes; Glomerellales; Glomerellaceae
Exons: 2
Coding region: 1-567 (188 amino acids)
Source: RefSeq, a predicted model, not a curated record